Peronospora farinosa is the source of this 2040-nucleotide messenger RNA. Lineage: Eukaryota; Oomycota; Peronosporomycetes; Peronosporales; Peronosporaceae. The record is from the annotation of a GenBank genome assembly.
AUGUCGACCGGCGAGCGCCUUGCGCGUGUGAGUCGUAUGCGGACGCUGUCAGCGUUGCUAGACGAAGAUUUGGAAGAUGAAGAGAAUUUAUCAGAAGAGUGUUGUGCACUUUUUGCUCACGUGACGGCAGCUGCGUCGAAGGACGUCAAAGGCUUAGACGACGCGGACGAAGCGCCGCACCGUAACGAGUUCCUGUGUAUCGAAUGCGAGGCGCACGAGUCGGAGGUCUUUUGUGAGCAAUGUCAUGACUAUUUCUGCGAGUUGUGCUACGGUGGACAGCAUCGUAAAGGAAAUAGACGGAAGCACACGUUCCAGCCACUUUGUCCGACUUCUAAGGCUGCAAUUGAGGUUAAUGGAACGACGACGAACGUUGAGAUCGAUACGAUGCGAGAAGCAGUUGACUAUCAUAGUGACGAGGAUAAGCUGGACGGAGACACAAGCAGCAGUGAAGAACGAGAUCUUAAUUGCGGUAUGCAUGGCACGGUUGAUCACGACUCAGCUUCAGAUGAUUCUGACUCCAAUGAACCUGCACCACGCCGUAACAUUUGUGACUUGAUGGGCCAUUAUCUGUUAGGUUACCCGUCGCCAGACAGUCCAGUAAGACUUACCAAUGGUAAUGUUAAUGCUGCAAAUGUGGAAGCUGCUGCUGAGAUGCUGGAGCGAGCCAAGUAUAUUCCCCUGCGACUCACAUACGAAGAACGUAAAUUACUGCGUGGCCUGGAGGCAGCGUUGUGUGUGAGUAGCUAUACGGACAAGCUGGACACGCCCAAGUUCCUGCCGGCGGCCAAGCGCGUGCGUGCGCAGCUGCAAGAUGUAUGUGGAUUCCUGUCGGCGUUAGCAGUGGCGUCGGACUACAAGGCUGGACAAGAAAUUCUUGACGAAAAGAAAUUUGCCGACAGUGCCGAGUUCUUUCAGGAGAUUUUUGAACUGGGUAGACGAUACAAGAUUAUGAACCCAGAGAAAAUGCGCGGUGAGUACGGCAAGCUCAUGUAUUUGUUGCAGGACGCUGUGAGUCCGGAGUUGCAGGAACUGUUAGGAUUCUCUUGCCUGCAGAAAAUUCGCACUGUGCACGACGUGGUGGAAGCUGGUGGUGCUUUGGAUAUGUUACGCGAUUCUCGCAUUCAGACUGCGACGAGGGUGGUUGCUCCUGAGGGUAAAUCACGCUCUCAGAUUCAGCGCCAGAUAAAGCAGAAGGAGCAGGCUAUUCAAGCUUUGAGCGACAAGUACGAAAGUCGACAUUUCUCACGUGACUGUCUCCAGCAGUGUUUGUACUCGAUCGCAGAUAACAAUUACCAUCUGUACUUCGAGCGCGACCCGAUCGAUCGCAUGAUUAAGCUUCUCAUUACGAAUUUCAACCCAGACGACGAGGAUGGAGAUAGUUCUUUGGCCAUCAUUAGCGGAAAUGACGGUGCACGAUUGUCCCAUUCGCACGAUCGGCAGUACAACUAUGUGCUUCAGUCACUGACGCUCUGGCGCGAGGUUGCGCAUGACAUGUUCCGCCUGUGGUAUCUGACUGACGAGGACCUACUCACCGAUGGCACACGGUACGAGCUGACGGAUACCGGUCAGGGUCUGCACCGCAUCCAGCCUGCGCCUCGUGUUUCUCGUGCCAUGCACGUUAUUCUUCACUCUACCCAGCGCAGUUUAGACUCGUGGGUGGGCUCAAGUGUCAUCCAUCUUGGAGACAAGAAUGUCCCCAACGCGCUCAUGUUCAUCGACAAGUACACCCAAGUGGGGCAUAUUCUGCGUCCAAUCGUCAAAGCUAUCGAUAGUAUUGAGUCCAUGUGUGAGUCUCCAAAGAUUCGAGGAUAUGUAGACACCACGUUCGGUGGGGCUCGCACGCUGAAGCACACUAUUCUGGCAGACUUCUUUCGCGAAGCUUUCGACGGCAGCGGAGCGGACAAUUUUUUCGAGGCUGGAUCAUGCAUUGAUGGACGACUUACGAGCGCCUGGAAUUGGUGCUCGAACCUCCACACAAAGCCAUUCUUCCCUAUUUUCAAGAUUACAGGCUUUGUAGGCUUUGAUGGCAAGUUUGGAUAG